Messenger RNA from Entrophospora sp. SA101, 1992 nucleotides. The record is from the annotation of a GenBank genome assembly. Lineage: Eukaryota; Fungi; Glomeromycota; Glomeromycetes; Entrophosporales; Entrophosporaceae.
AUGGAUACUUUAAAAGAUGUUCCAGAAUUCUUUGAAACGCAACUUGACGAAUCUAUAGUCGCGAGGACUGAAAGUUUAGCUACUUUUCGUGAGCUUGGUCCACCUGACCUUUGUCACAUAACGAAAGCUAAUGUCAAACCUGGUGUUAAAGAAGUUGGAUCUUAUCAUUAUGUAUCUGGAGUAGAUGCAUCUUCAUCAGCAACAUUGGCUGCUUAUUUAAAUUCAUUGACUUACGCUUUGAAACUCAUGCAUGGUUCACGAAAUCUUCUGCUUGGAGAAUUCGCUCUGGUGUUUAUUGUCGAUGUUCGUGUUGAAGUUAAAAUUCCUGGCGGUGUUGAUACAACAGCAGAAAUUUGGCAAGAAACAUAUAUUUCAGCUCUUCUACGUUCCAUACUUUAUUCAGAUGAUGUCAAUUAUAGAUUGGCAGGCUUUCGAUGGCAGUUGGGUUCAGAUCCGGAAAUACAGGUUGCUACAGUUGUUAGUAAUCAUUUAACGGCUGGAAUAAUGAAAUAUUUUAAUCCCGAGGUUGCAUCCUUAUUAUCUCGAGCUUAUAUAGGAAUGGGUGAAGAAGUUAAAGCAGUUCAUAUACUAUAUAACGCUUUAAGACAAAAUCCAAUGAGUUAUUCACUUUUACAUGUUCAAACCGAUUUUUUAUUAUCAAAGAAAAAAACAGAUUUUGCACUAAAAUUAGCUAAACAAGCGGUUAACUGUGCCCCUUCUGAAUUUGUUACUUGGGCAAAAUUGACAGAAGUUUAUAUUGAGAUUAGUGAUUAUGAAUCAGCAUUAUUGACAUUAAAUUCGUGUCCAAUGUUUACAUAUAAUGAAAGAGACGUUCAUCGUAUGCCAACGCCAGCUAAGACUCAUCUUCCCAUCAAACAAGAUGUUUCAAAUUCUGGAGUUCUCGAAGAUGAUAAUGAUCGUGAUAAUAAUGAGGCUGAUGUUGCACUUUUACGUCUACCUGCACCAUCUCUUCGUGGCACUUUUGCAAAAGCAUAUGCAUUGUUAACACUUUUAGUAGCAAAAAUUGGAUGGGAUGAAUUAUUAAAGUGUCGAUCAUCAGUUUUUGUCAUGGAGGAGGAGUAUCGUAUGCAAAAGGCUGCCGAGGAAGAACGUAAACAUCAAAAAACUUACACCACUGCUACCAAGACCACUACCAAGACUGCUGAUGUUACUACCACCAAAAAUGAAAUAGUUGAAAAGUUAUCAUUACCAUCAACCAAUAAUGAUAAUAGUGAAAAAGAACCAUCAUUAGUAGUAGUAGAAAAAGAGAAACAAGAAAAAACAGAAGAAGAAAAGGCAAAAGAAGAAAAGGCAAAAGAAGAAAAAGAAAAAGAGGGAGAAAAAGAAAAAGAGGAAGAAGAAUUGAAUUCAAUACCAUCUAUAGUUGUUUCAGAUGAUAAAGAGCUUUCUGAUAAAAAAGAAAAAGCAAGCGACAACAGCAAUGAUGAUACCAAUAAUGUAAAUGAUGAUGAUACUACUACGGCUUCAAAUUUCUCAACAGCAAUAUCGAAAUCAGAUGAUGAAAAAAAUGAUAACGAUGAGAACGAUCAACAAUCAGUUAAUUCUGAAAAUUUGGAAGAAGUUGAUUUGGAUGACGAUAAAACUGUCGUUACCACUAAAUCACAACAGCAAUCAUCAGAAGAUUUAAGAGUAUACACACUUUGGAAAUCAGAAAUGGCUCAUUGUAAAGCAAAUCAUCAGUCAUAUCGUAAGACUGAAGCAUAUCAAAAAUGUCUUGAAAAUAAAUUUUCCGCUAAAUCAUGGUUAAAAUUAUUGGAGUAUUGCGCUGAUGAAGGCGAUAUAGAACAUGCAUUAUUGGCAGUGGUUAAAUUAACAGUUUAUCAAGAGAGAUGGUAUCACGAAAUAAUUUAUCCAACUGUAAUCGCAUAUAACUUAAACAAAUUAGCAAAAAAUGAAGGAUUAACCAAAAUACGUCACCAUCUUAUUUCAAUGAAUUUGCAUCCAUCUGUAUCAAAAAUGAGUAGACAUUAG